Messenger RNA from Stylophora pistillata, 4078 nucleotides. RefSeq lists its product as uncharacterized. NCBI's taxonomy places the organism in Eukaryota, Metazoa, Cnidaria, Anthozoa, Scleractinia, Pocilloporidae. The record is from RefSeq and is a predicted model, not a curated record. Gene Ontology annotation, molecular function: protein binding.
UUCCGUGUUGGGCUUAAGACUUUGUUCUUUCGAUUUCAAAGCUGGUCGCUGUGACUGUAUUGGACAAAAGCAAAGACGUUGAUUCGAAUGGUUCCUGCAAAUCUGACCGCAGCACACGUUAGAUGUGGAUAUGGCUGCAGCUUUAGAGUACAAGGAAGAACAAUUGAACUACUACAGGAUUUGUUAUGUCGUCACCGAUCUACUGACUGAGGGCCUUCGAAUAAUCUUUAAACAAGAGUGGGACAAUCGAUACAAGACAACAAUAGGAGAAUGGAAAGACGACCCAAAGAAUGGAAUGGACUUUUGGAAUGGUGAAUCUCCUCGAAAUAGAAGCAGAAACGCUCGUCUGUUGACAACCAUGAGAAAUGGUGAUAGAGCUGAAUGGGAUUGUACCAUGCUGUUUUACGCCAUCCUUUUUUCCGAUUGCAUCCAUGGCCUCAACCCAGUCCUUUACUCGCAUAUAGAUGACCUUAGAAAAUUUCGAAAUGAGGAAUUUGCCCAUAUGCCACGAGGCCAUCUUUCAAGUACAGAUUUCCAAAAUGCACUUUUAAAGAUAAAGACUGCAUUCCACGCAGCUGGUCUUUCCACGUAUAGAAUAAUUGAAAUCCAAAAUCAGACAAAUUUUCCAACGGAAGAAUUGAGAGAUGUCCUUGACAAGAUUGAAGACCUCAGACAAGCUGUCCAAAAGAUGGAAGUGGAACUUCUGGAGAAAGAAAAUGAAGUACAAGAAAUAAGAGAGCAACGAGAAGUCCUCAAGGAACAGUUACACGGCUGUGUCCUUCCAUUUUGCAUUCUCCCUCCAAAGCCUACACACGAUGUUGCAGCACGCGAGUGGGAGAUUGAUGAAAUAAUCAAAGAGCUUAAAGCACUUAAAAGCGCCAAUGAUGGUUAAGCAUGCUGUAUUUAUCAGGAAAUCCAGGAAGUGGAAAAUCUCAGUUAGCCCGUUCAGCAGCCAAGCGACUCAACGACGAAGCCAACGAGCUUCCUUUCGCUAUUCCAUUUGUCAUGACUCUUAAUGCUGAGAAUUCGGAAACUCUUUUGGAAUCGUAUAUUUCGUUCGCUAGGCAUUGCAAAUGCCCGGAAUAUUCAGUCACAAACACUGUUAGUUCCAAGGCCCUGAGCACAGACGAGAAAAUCUUAAAUCUCAUGACGUUGAUAAGCACUAAAAUUGAGAAUUACACUUCGUGGCUUGUGAUAGUUGACAAUGUCACAAGCGUAUCUCGAGUACACUUUCACUUGCCAGAUGCAGGGAACGAGCAGUGGGCGAGAGGCCAGAUGUCGGUAACAACACAGGACACAGUUUGUAUCCCGGCAACAAGCUCUUCCAUCCAACAUAUUUCAGUCAGCGCAGGGAUGCGUCUAGAUGAUGCCAGGUCUUUAUUACGAGUGCUCUCUGGUGUCACAGAUGCCAAGUUAGAAGAAAAAGUCGCGCAGGUGUUAGACUUUCAACCACUUGCUUUCGCGAGCGCUGCAAUUUAUUUGAGUCAAAUCCGUCAGAACAAGUCUACAUUGGGCUGGAGUGACUAUCUCAUGAAACUAGAGAGAGGGCAACGAAGUGCAACCGAGACCCUUCUUUCUCAGACCAAUCCAGGCUAUCCCAAGUCCAUGACGAAAGCAAUUUCUCUUGCUGUCGAAAAAGCGAUGGCAGACGACAUAGUUUCGCAUCAUAUGUUCACGCUUCUCUCCAUGUGCGCACCAAACCCGAUCCUACUGGACAUCAUCAUCCAGUACAUUAAGGAAAUGGAUGAAGAAUUUGAAGAUGAAGAUAUGAUUAGAAUGAGAAUCAGUCGCUGUUCGUUGCUUUUAUUUGAAGAAGAAGAAGAAGAAAAAGAAGAGGAAGAAAAAGACUGCGUUUACAUUCGAGUGCAUGGAGUCGUCCAUGAUGUUCUUAAGUCUGCGACCAAAGACUUUGCACGGGACCAGCACGUGAAAGUAGCAAAUAAGGUUUUAACGUCAUUUUCGAAGUUCAAGGACCUAGAUUUUGUAAUUAUUGGCAAGAGGAUAGUUCCUCAUUUAAAGGCGGUGAUCUUGAAAAUUCAACAUCUAUUAUUAGAACAAGGGAUUCCCCAUAACUCCGAAAGUGACUUAACAACUUUGUGUAGUAAUCGUCAUGUGUUUUCCGCUCUUGGCCGUGUGUGUAGAAAUCAUUGCGAGUUACACGCGGCACUUAUCUAUUUCAAAGUGGAACUAGAAAUUAUCAACUUGGGUAAAGGAUGUGGCGACAGCGAAAAGGCAACAUGUUACAACGACCUGGGAAUUGUCCACAUUUACCAAGGUCACUUAGAACACGGAAAAGCCUACUUUAAGAGUGCAUUAGAAAUUGAUCUGAAAAACUUGGGACCUGAACAUGUUGAUGUUGCAGCUUCUUACAAUAACCUGGGUAAUGUUUACCGUAAACUUGGCGAAAGAGAGGAAGCAAAACGCUGUUACGAGCGAGCACUAGACAUUCGUGAGAAAAAGCUCGGUGCCGAUCAUGUUAACGUCGCAAUUUCUUACCAUAACCUGGGUGGUUUACUAAGUGACCAGGGGGAGAAAACGACAGCCAAAGACUAUUACCUACGUGGACUGGACAUCUGCCUGAAGAAGCUUGGGCGUGAGCACGUCAAAGUCGCAACUUUCUACAAUAACCUUGCCAGUGUGCUCUUUGAUCUCGGUGACAAGGAGAAGGCAAGGCACUACUAUAACCUUGCAUUGAACAUCCGCCUUAAAAAGCUCGGAGCUGAUCAUGUUGAUGUCGCAGCGUCGUACAAUAACCUGGGUAUUUUGCACUGUGACCUAGGCAACCUCGAGAAGGCAAAGGAUUAUUAUGAGCUUGCAAUGAACAUUUUCCUGACAAAACUCGGAUCUGAUCAUGAGAGUGUUGCAAUUUCUUUCAAUAACUUGGGUAAUGUGCUUAGUAAAAUGGAUGUGAUGGAGAAAGCAAAAGACUACCUUGUGCGUGCAUUAGACAUUCGUGUUAAAAAACUCGGACCGGAGCAUGCUGCUGUCGCAGAUAGUUACAACAACCUGGGCAUUGUACACAAAAAACUUGGUGAGAAAGAGCUGGCAAGAGAGUGUCAUUCACGUGCACUAAACAUUCGAAUACGAAAUGUAGGAGCUGAAAAUGUCAAGGUCGCAGCUUCUUACAACAGCUUAGGUGGAGUGUACAGAGACCUCGGUGAUUUGAAACGGGCCAAGAAUUGCCAUGAAAAAGCACUGGAAAUUCGUUUGUAAAAACUUGGACCCAGGCAUGUUGAUGUCGCGACGUCUUACAGUAACCUGGGUAUCUUGUGCCAUGACUUGGGUGAACUCAAGGAGGCAAGGGAUCAUUAUACACAUGCCCUGGGGAUUCGAUUAGAAAAACUGGGAUCUGACCAUUGCAAAGUUGCAGCCUCUUACAAUAACCUAGGUGUUGUCCAUUGUGACUUAGGUGACCGAAAGAAAGGAAAACUUUAUCACAAGCGAGCACUGAAAAUUCAUUUAAAAAUGCUUGGACCUGACCACGAGAGGGUUACAGUCUCUUGCAAAAAUCUUGAUGUUGCACGCGGUAACCUUAAAGGCAGAAAAAAAACGUUUAAGACAUUUCGAUCAAAACCAAAGCCCUGAAAACGUUCACGUAAUAGAUGCUAAGAGCAAUCAUCACAGCUAUAUGAGAGAAGAUAGAAAGCGCCGCCUAUUGGAAUUCUACAAAGAAGGAGGAAAAAUCUUCUAAUUCGACGGCUCACUCCUAUGUUGUGCAUUUUCACUCGAAGUCAUCUUGUCUGUUACGUACACGUUGCUCCUCAACCGCUCCACUUCUUUUGUUGAACGUAAAAUUUGGAGACUCGAAUUGAAGCACUCGUUAUAUUAAGUAAGGAACGUUAAACUUGAGUUAAGUUUGUUCAGUAUAGUCUGAUAUGGAAAUAUCCUGAGUACCAUAGCUUUCAAAAUACCAACAAGUAAUCGCUUAAAAACAUGCACAGUUGUAAAGAGGUGAUUGUGAAUAGCUAGCAGUUCAUCUUUCAAACCAGUCUCAUUCCUUUUCAAGAUGUUUCCCCUUUUUUACGUUUCACCGUGUUGUUUCUGAUCUCCCUAUGAAUGUUUGUCCAACCAUGUGACG